Cyprinus carpio (common carp) is the source of this 2901-nucleotide messenger RNA. RefSeq names its product solute carrier family 13 member 4 (gene slc13a4). The record is from RefSeq and is a predicted model, not a curated record. Gene Ontology annotation, cellular component: membrane. Gene Ontology annotation, biological process: monoatomic anion transmembrane transport. Lineage: Eukaryota; Metazoa; Chordata; Actinopteri; Cypriniformes; Cyprinidae. Gene Ontology annotation, molecular function: transmembrane transporter activity.
UACUCAUACAUUUCAUCUUCAUCCUAGGAAAGGUUUUUAUAACGCACACGGAAAAUAAGUUCAUCAAGAGUGCGGUUCAUGCAUGCUUAAGCGCAAUUGGUGGCAUUUUACAGUGUAAAAAAAAUAAGAAAGCAUGGCGAAUCAGAGAUAGACGCAUUUACAGGUGGAGAGCCAUCGGUGUCCUUUUCAUCGAUACACCCUGAAUCCUAUAAGAGGGCCUGCAGUCACUCCUGGAUGGACUAGAAGGACUUCAGCCACAUUCAAACAGGAACCAAAGAGAAAAGUUGCGCUCUCAGUCCAUGCAAACUUUUCUGAGAAGACGCGCAGCGCGUAAAACGCACGAAAAGGGAAGCAGGACAAGAAGAAGUUAAUUAAAAAGUCAUAAAAAGCUGAAGGGGUGUAAAGCAAACUUCUCGAAGACAACUUCUUGGACUUCUCAGAGCUGAACUGAACAAAGCGUUCUCCCAUGAGGCUGGAAGGUGCCAGAAUGGACUUGAUCAAAAAAAUAUGGACUGCUCGGAAACUCAUUCUCGUGGUGAUGAUUCCUCUAUCACUGCUGCCUCUGCCUCUCAUCCACCCGUGCAGUGAAUCAUCGUGUGCGUAUGUCCUGAUCGUGACAGCGGUGUACUGGGUAUCUGAAGCUGUGCCGCUGGGAGCCGCUGCGCUCGUCCCGGCCUUCCUCUACCCGCUGUUUGGGGUCCUCAAGUCCAGUGAGGUGGCCUCUGAGUAUUUUAAGGACACCACGCUGUUGCUGAUGGGGGUGAUCUGUCUGGCCGCCUCCAUUGAGAAGUGGAACCUACAUAAACGCAUCGCUCUGCGGAUGGUCAUGAUCGCCGGGGCCAAACCUGGCAUGCUGGUGUUGGGAUUCAUGUGCUGUACGGUGUUUCUCUCCAUGUGGCUGAGCAACACAUCCACCACGGCUAUGGUGAUGCCCAUCGCUGAAGCCGUGCUGCAGCAGCUCAUCUGCACCGGCAUCGCCGACUCCCUCGAAGACUCGCUGACCGUAUACACACAGGACGAGGAGAGCGACAAAGAGGAAAACCAAGAAUCGAGCAUGAAUCACCUUGAGCUGCUUGACCACAAACACAAUGAAAAACAUCAUGUCUGUAUGCUGAGUGAGGAGUUGAAUGGUCUGGCAUUAAAGCCUGGUUUCGGUCCAGAGUUUUGUAAAGAAUCAAACGGAUAUCUGCCCGAGGCUCCAAUUAGCAUCCCUGCUCCGCCAAAGAAACCCAAGAUCCGGCGGGAUUCGCUGUACCCCACCAAGAGAGACCACAUGAUCUGUAAGUGCCUGUCUCUGAGCAUCACGUACGCGGCCACCAUCGGCGGCCUCAUCACCAUCACCGGCACCUCCACCAACCUCAUCUUCGCCGAACAAUUCAACAAUCGUUACCCAGAAGCGAAAGUCAUCAACUUUGGCACGUGGUUCAUCUUCAGUCUGCCGAUCGCUCUGAUCAUGCUGAUGCUCACCUGGAUCUGGCUGCACUGUCUCUUUCUGGGAUGCAAUUUCAGAGAGACUUGCUCUCUCAGCAAGAAACGCAAAACCAGGCGAGAAAUCCUGUCCGAGAAGCGCAUUCAUGAGGAGUACCAUAAACUCGGUCCCAUCAGCUAUCCUGAAGUUGUGACGGGCAUCUUCUUCAUUCUGAUGACUGUACUUUGGUUCACCAGGGAGCCAGGAUUCGUCCCCGGCUGGACGACACUGUUUGAGAAGAAGGGCUACAGGACUGAUGCCACGGUGUCUGUGCUGCUGGGAUUCCUCCUCUUCCUCAUCCCGGCCCGAAAGCCCUGGCCAUCUGCGUUCUCCAGCGAGAGCAAAGGUGAUGAUGAUGAGGAGGAGGAAGAGGAUCCUCUGGCCCCCAUGAUCACGUGGAAAGACUUCCAGAGACUGAUGCCGUGGGAGAUUGUUAUUCUGGUGGGAGGAGGAUACGCACUGGCUGCUGGAUGCAAGGUGUCGGGUCUGUCCAUGUGGAUCGGCCGGCAGCUGGAGCCCAUGAGCGGUCUUCCUCCGUGGGCCGUGACACUGCUGGCCUGUCUCCUGGUGUCCGCCGUCACAGAGUUCGCCAGCAACCCGGCCACGCUCACAGUGUUCCUGCCCAUCCUCUCGGCCCUGUCUGAGACGCUGCACAUCAACCCUCUGCACACACUCAUCCCGGCCACCAUGUGUGUGUCCUUCGGCGUCAUGCUGCCGGUCGGAAACCCGCCGAACGCCAUCGUGUUCAGCUACGGACACGUGCAGAUCAGCGACAUGGUGAAGGCUGGUUUUGGAGUGAACCUGAUCGGGGUUUUUGUGGUGAUGUUGGCCAUCAUGACGUGGGGCGAGCCGCUCUUCCACCUGAGCGAGUUUCCCACCUGGGCUCUGAUGCCUAACGUCACGGGCAGCUUGUAGCUGUGUUUGAUCGAGGACAUUGCAUAUACACUGAAGGAGGCACAUAUACGUGAUUAAGGCCUUAUUUUUUAUAUCCAUGGAGUAAGAGAGGACGUCCAUCGGAGGAUGCAGAACUGCUCACUGGGACUGAAUGAACGGCGCGAUCGCUGGAAACCAUUCUAUAUAUAUCAACGCAAUAGAUGUAGAUUAACAUCUCUCCAAGUUUACGCGCCUACAAAACACAAUCAGAAAUGUUUGUGUGAAAACACAGAAUGUAACACAUCCGUAUGCUUUAUUUUCUGACAUCUAACAAAUGUCGUGAUACAUUUGCGUUAUUUAGUAGAGAGGUUUGAGGGAGAUUGUGCAUCAGAUGAAGUCGCUGCUGAAAUCAGGCAUAGUAUCUAACAUGCUCUUACCAAAUGUUACAUAGCUCAUGUGGUCUGUUUAUGGAAGAUAGUUUUAAAUGUUACACAAAAAUCCUCGCAAUCGUAAAUAUGUUUCUUUCCCCUGACAUAAUUAAACACUGUAUUUUUGGGUCA